This is a messenger RNA of Thlaspi arvense, 324 nucleotides long. The record is from the annotation of a GenBank genome assembly. NCBI's taxonomy places the organism in Eukaryota, Viridiplantae, Streptophyta, Magnoliopsida, Brassicales, Brassicaceae.
AUGGUCAAUCUGUUUCUUGCAAGUGUAAGGGAGGGUACAUGGAAGAGCCAGGGCUGGCCGGAGACUUGGACGGACUAUGCGGUGUCAAAGCUUGCCUUAAAUGCUUACUCCAGUGUCUUGGCAAAGCGCUCCCAGAGAUUUGGGUUGGUGGUGAAUUGCUUCUGCCCUGGAUUCACUCGGACUUCUAUGACCGGCGGGGAAGGCACUCACACCGCCGUUGAGGCGGCGGAACUAGCCACCAGGCUAGCGUUGCUUCCCACAGAAGAACUCCCAACGGGGAAGUUUUAUAUAUCUCAUAACAACGUUUUACGUUCAAAGUUGUGA